Molecule: messenger RNA, 1545 nt
Organism: Python bivittatus (Burmese python)
Lineage: Eukaryota; Metazoa; Chordata; Lepidosauria; Squamata; Pythonidae
Source: RefSeq, a predicted model, not a curated record
CUUCUUUCUUUAGGAAUGAGAUAUGGCAAGGGGUCUCAGGAAGCUAAAAGAGAAGGUACAUCGAGCAAUGAUCUGGGUGGGAAAAUGCAGGCAAAUCCAGAAGAUGACUUCCCGAUUGUAAAUCAGAGGGCCUCAUUACAUCCCAUGCAAGAUGAGUCUAUGAAGCAUCAAAGCUCAGGCCAAACCCAGAAGGCUUUAGCAAGGAUUCAAGACCGACAGUGGAAAGGUUCAGCUGCUAAUCCUGCCAGGUCCCAUCAACGAAGGAGGAAAAUUGUCCUCAAAAGAAGCCCCAUCCAGAUUGCGGUUAAUGGCUCCUUCCUCAACCUGCCCAUCCUGAAAGCAGAGGAGAAAGAUGAUCUGAAGUGGAGAAGCCUCUAUGAGAUCCAAAGAGAGAGAAAACGCAUCAUGAGAGACACAUGUUUCAAAUACAAGAGCAACAACAAAAGAGUCAUCACACCUUAUCAUGUUUCCAGGAUAUUUGUUGAAGAUAAAUAUCGAAUUUUAUAUUGUGAAGUUCCUAAAGCUGGCUGCUCCAACUGGAAGAGAGUGCUCAUGGUUCUGAGUGGACUGGCCUCCUCAACCAGGGUUCUUCAGCACAAUACAGUGCAUUAUGGGAAUUAUCUGAAGAAGCUGGAUGGCUUUGAUCGCAAAGGGAUCAACUACAGGCUUAAUACUUACACUAAGAUGCUGUUUGUUCGUGAACCCUUUGAGAAGUUAGUGUCAGCAUUUCGAGACAAAUUUGAGCAUCCGAACAAUUAUUACCAUCCUGUUUUUGGUAGACCCAUUAUUUCAAAAUAUCGCACCAAUGCCACCAAGGAGGCUCUGAGGACGGGCUCUGGAGUACAGUUCAAAGAGUUCAUUCAAUAUCUUCUUGAUGUGCACCGGCCAGUUGGCAUGGACAUCCACUGGGAUCAUAUCAACAGGCUCUGUAGUCCUUGCUUAGUAGACUAUGAUUUUAUUGGAAAAUUCGAAACCAUGGAAGAAGAUGCCAACUUCUUCCUUCAUUUGAUAAAUGCCCCACAGAACUUGACUUUUCCUAGGUUUAAAGAUAGACAUUCCAAUGAAGAGAGGACAACCAGUCAGAUCACACAACAAUAUUUUACACAGCUUUCUCCUUCUCAAAGGCAGCGUAGCUACGAUUUCUAUUAUAUGGAUUAUCUAAUGUUUAAUUACUCAAAGCCUUUUGAAGACCUGUAUUAAGUGGGGGUGAGCUGAAAACCAUUGGUUGCAGCCUUGUGGAGCUCCUCCUAUGCAACUUUGUGUGACAGACAUUUAUGCUAAUACAUAAGCUACAGGACUGAGCUAACCUAACCCUAACCAGAAGGUUAAACUGGUUGAUCUGUAAUUCACAUUCCCAUCAAUCUUCAGUUCUCCCAUAGAUGUCUACAUGAGUUGGGGAGGGUAGGGAAGGCUGAUAAAGUAUCCCUCACAAUGUCACAAUCCAAGCUCCACCCCUUCUGUUUUGUCUGGAACAUCACAAAACAAAUGCAGAAGGAUGGAAUUUGCAUUAUCACGUCACAGUGCACAUUUCACCACUUUGGCAUC